Messenger RNA from Puccinia triticina, 288 nucleotides. RefSeq lists its product as uncharacterized. The record is from RefSeq and is a predicted model, not a curated record. The transcript is spliced from 2 exons. The coding region runs from base 1 to 288 and encodes 95 amino acids. Lineage: Eukaryota; Fungi; Basidiomycota; Pucciniomycetes; Pucciniales; Pucciniaceae.
AUGGAAGACAACCCAUACUUGAAUCCGACCGGUCAUCAACCAGAGCAAUCCACUUUAAGCCACCAACCACCAUCUUCUCGCCAAAGAACUUGGAAUAACAACAACCAGCAAGGACAACACCAUCAACCGUAUCGAUCCCAGAAGAAACCUCGGGUACAUAACCCGGCUAACUCACACUCGCCAAGACACAAUGCCCAUCACCCUCAACAACAGAAUAGAGGAGCAAAUGAGUCUUGGUUCAAAAAUUCAAUGCUCCAAGAUCCUUGGCUGCCGCUUUAUAAUUCAUAG